UGUUCUGGAAAAUAAAAAAUUUGCUUGAUAGCUAUGCUUGAUCUAUGGAGCACUCGUGAGGUCGACACUUCUAAAAUAUUACUAAAUCACACGUCUAGAUAGACUUUUAUCAUUAGCUUAAUCUAAGUCUCACGACGGACGCAUGUUAACUUUUUUAGCACUCGAAAUACACGAAACUUUUACAAUAUACACAAAUUGAUAAGUACAUUCUCAUACAAUAUUUUUUUGUAAAAAAUUUUCAUGUAAUUUUAAAUUUUAUUGGGAAAAUGAAAUGUUACAUUUUGCUUUUUAAAAAACAUAAACAAAAAGGCCACCUUUGAUUGGAGUUUACUGUCUAGAUUAUAGACCAUAUAGACUAAUAUCAUCUCAACCGUUAAUAAGGUAAAUCUCACCAUAUGACCCAAGUUGUCAAGGAUUGAGAUUGGCUUAAUAUAUUUAAUGCAUAGACAUGCUCCGUGAUAUCAACCUUCUGUCUGUUUUUGACUUUUGAAGUCGUAAUCAAGGGAGCUCCUUUGAUUUUCAUCCACAGUAAACCCCAAAAUCAGCAGACUAAGGAACCAAUUAGCAGAUUGUCUCAAUCUCCAUCUCCGCUUAAAAGCAAUAGUAUAACCCUUUAGAGAAAAAGAAGAAGAAGAAACCCUCUUCAUUUCUUGAUCAAACCCACCAUUUCUUUCGAUCUAGUCCGUCCUCCAACACUCCUCAGAAAACCUCAAGAACAGAACCUCAAAAGAGCAAACAAGAGAACCAAAUCUUGAUGGCAAAGUGCUUCAGCUUAUCAGCGACAUAUGACCGAUGGUGUCGCUUCUCCUUUUCUCGGGCAGGCCUGAAAUCGACCACCACCGACCUCGGCGAAGGCACGGUCAUGCACUGUUGGGUCCCCAAAACGUACAAGCCCAAUAAGCCCAACUUGCUCCUCUUACAUGGCCUCGGACCCACCGGACUGUGGACGUGGAACAUGUUCAUCUCGCGCUUCAUCGAGAGAUUCAACGUGUACGUGCCUGAUCUCUUGUUCUUCGGCGAUUCCUACACGACCCGGCCCGAGUGGACCGAGCAUUUUCAGGCUCAGUGCGUCGCAGGAGCCUUGAAGUCUCAGGGAGUGACAAAGACGAACGUGGUGGGGCCAAGUUACGGUGGGUUCGUGGCGUAUAGCUUGGCGGCGCAGUUCCCGGAGAUGGUUGAGAAGUUGGUUCUGUGGGGUGCAGGGGUUUGUAUGGAGGAGAAGGACGUGGAGGAUGGGAUGUUUCAGGUGAAGAGCACGGACGAGGCCGUGAAAUUGCUGUUACCACGGACGCCAGAGAAGAUGAAGGAGAUGCUCAAGGUCGUAUUUUACAAGCCCGUGAUGAGUAUUCCCACUUGCUUUCUGCAGGAUUUCAUUGAUUUUAUUGGCAUGGAGCACCUUCAAGAAUGGACACGGCUGAUCAAUGCCUUAUUCAAAGAUAGGAAGAUGUCUAAUCUUCCCAAGAUAACUCAGCCAACACUAAUAAUCUGGGGCGAAUAUGAUAAAGUCUUCCCAUUGGAAUUGGGUCAAAGAUUAAAGAGGCAUUUGGAUGAAAAUGCGCAAUUAGUGGUUAUAAAGGAUUGUGGUCAUGCGGCGAAUGGAGGAGAGGUGAAAGAGAUGUACAAACACAUGAAGUCGUUCCUCAUAGACCCACUCCUUCAGCCAAAGAAGGCAAAUCAAACCAAAGGCCAGAAGGUGCACUGAGGGUCAGCAAUGAGUUUAUAGUCGAAUCAGCCUUCUGCAGCAUGCUUGUCCAAGUUAUGUGCAUAUUAAUAUAAGCUACGUGAUUAGAAGAAACGUAGUUCAACAUAUUGAACUGAUGAACAGCUAGGCCAUAGUGUGGGGAAUAUUUCCUUUUGUCCUCGAGAUAUUGCAUUACAGAUGCAUGUUUUUGGGUUCAGUGUAAAUUCUGCUAGAUUAAUGUUGUAAUGUUUGCUUGUAAUACUGCUUUCACAGUACGCAAAUCAAAUUUAUGCCAUUGUGA
Eucalyptus grandis is the source of this 1982-nucleotide messenger RNA. RefSeq lists its product as hypothetical. The transcript has 6 exons. The record is from RefSeq and is a predicted model, not a curated record. Bases 755 to 1702 code for a protein of 315 amino acids. Lineage: Eukaryota; Viridiplantae; Streptophyta; Magnoliopsida; Myrtales; Myrtaceae.